Molecule: messenger RNA, 2341 nt
Organism: Lytechinus variegatus (green sea urchin)
Lineage: Eukaryota; Metazoa; Echinodermata; Echinoidea; Temnopleuroida; Toxopneustidae
Exons: 9
Coding region: 302-1408 (368 amino acids)
Source: RefSeq, a predicted model, not a curated record
ACUAGACCGACCGAGUGCAGAAUAAACCGUACUAUACUAAUAAAGCAAUAGGACUAUAGGCCUUCUAUAUACAUGUGUUAUUGUUUAUGAACAACAACAGUCAAUCAGCCCUGGGAUGCAAUUCCAAAGUUCAUAAGUUUGUGAUAAUACGCAAUGUAAUUUUCUACACAAUCAUGUGAAUGGAUCGUUAUGGAUCGUAAAUGCAUAUACUCUUAAUUCAUUCCUCACUCUAUAUCAUCUGCCUCCGAGUGACGUCCGGAUUAAUCAUCUCUUUCUUACAUCUUUGUAGACGUAGUCAAGAAUGGCUCCUAUCCAGGAUGUAAACCCUGAUGUUUACAUGAAGAUCCCUCCCCAGAAAGAAGAGAAGAAGCCUGGUCAACUGAAUCAUGCACAGAUUCAUCAGUAUUUUGAAGAGGGUUAUGUUAUAGUACCAGAUUUCUUCAAACCGGAAGAACUUGAGCCAGUUCGUGAAGGGGUGAAAUCCGAAGUAGAUAGGAUUAUAAACCAGCUGUAUGAUGCGGGCAAAAUCAAAGACAAAUACGAAAAUGACGACUUGUUUCAAAGGAUGACAUGUGUGGAGAAAGAGUUUCCUGGUGCCGCCGUGCUACUUCACAAAGCUGGUAGGCUUCCACAGAGUUUUAAAGAUCUUUGGUCAGAUGAUAGGUUACUAAAUGUUAUGGAACAACUGAUUGGACCAAAUAUUGCGGGACACCCGGUCUGGAAUCUUCGCGUCAAGACACCACAAAAUGAAGAAGCAGUAGUCCCAUGGCAUCAAGAUAAUGCCUACCUUGAUCCCAAUGCUUUGAACGUUCUCCAAGUCACUGCGUGGAUUCCUUUACUAGAUGUUAAUGCGAAGAAUGGAUGCAUGCAGGUUGCUCGCAAAGGUCAUCGGAAAGGGGUAACAGCCAAACACAGAUGCUGUGUGGGAGGGACGUGGUACGUUGAGGUACUUGAAGAAGAUAUGAUAGAGACACUGGGUGUAGAUAUGGACAAAGAUUUGGUGACCUGUGAUAUGUCGUAUGGGGGCGUCCUAUUCAUGAACAACUGCGUUCCACAUCGCAGUCUCACAAACCUAUCAAACAAUAUCCGAUGGAGCCUGGAUCUCCGCUGGCAACGACCGGAUAAACCGAACGGUUUCUAUGGGAUCAAGGAUUGUGUCUUGAUGAGAAAAGAAGACGAUCCGAACUACAAACCGAAUUGGGCCGAGUAUGAAUCUUCAGAUCGUCAUAAUCUUGCUAAGGAGGUAUUCAGUCGAAACAAGAAUCCUGAUUUGGAGAUUGAGAGUGACGACAUCGACUUCGAUACGACGAUUACGGGACCAUGGAUGCAGAGAUGGGAUCUAGUCUUUCAUAACAGACACACUCAAAACUUUAAGCCAGAUGAUAAAUUCAACUGGGUGAAGGCUUAGUUAAUCCCUCCUUCCUCGACCAGCAAUAAUCUACCCCCUUUUCCACUUUUACGUUCAUUUUUGUUAUUUUUGUAUUCUUAUUGUAAAGAUUCAAAGUUAGGGUCCCUUAAAAAAGAAAAGUAUAGGUCAAUAAAAGUAUGAAAUUGAUUAAAGUCUCUUUACAACAAUAGUAACAAGGGAUCCAUUGUAUCGCUAACUAAUAAUACAUUUUCCUUAUUCUUGCGUUUAAGUUUUCGAUAUCAUUACCUCUUGUACUAUUAUGCACGUCAUACAUGAUACUACUCGCCAACUCAAUCUACAUUUUCACAGCAAACUGAGUUGAGAUUCGGAGGAAAGAUGGAUUUUUAACAAACCAUGUUCCAUAAAAUAUGAAAUAUACUGACUUGAUUUCCUAUAUAUAAGAACAGAAAUUAAUCGAUAAGAUCCUUGUAUAGCAAAAGUUUAUAUAUAUAUAUAUAUAUAUAUAUAUAUAUAUAUAUAUAUUUCAUCUUACCAUCUAUUUUGGUUAUCAGUGGUCAAAGUUACCAGAGAUGAACACCACGUGAGGUUACAAAGAGGUUACCUUUCGAUUAAACUCACGAUAUUCGUGGGGUCUGACAAUUUUACAAUUUAAGAACUGAUGAUGAUGUAUAUUAUGAUCACAUAUAUUUACUUGUCAUAUUUAUGGGAUAUUCAAUUAUGUCUUUUUGCUGAAUGAGAAACUUUGCAUUUGCCUGUCAGGAAAUUUUCAUUUUAAAAUGUUACAAAUAUGUCAUAACUUUCUGUGCCCCUCUUCUAUUCGUGAUACACUAGUUUAGCCCCUUCACGCAAAAAAAUGAUAAACAUUGAUUAACUAUUACCAUAUUGGAUGUUAUCGACCCGUCUCCAUCAUUCUAAAAUAAUAUUUUGAUAUAUAACUGCGUUUCAAAAUGUGAAGAUUAUAAACAAUAAUUU